ACGGAGGGAAAAAUAAGUAGACGAGUGACAGAAAGCAGCGAAGAAGAGUUAAAUGCCGGAGUAAACAUGGCUUCGUCCGUUGGCUGUCAGCAUUAUGUACGUAGCUGCCUCCUGAAAGCUCCAUGCUGUGGGAAACUGUAUGUGUGUCGGCUGUGCCACGAUGCAGAGGAGAACCACCAGAUGGACCGCUUCAAAGUCAGGGAAGUUUUUUGCUCAGCGUGUGACACCCUGCAGAAGGCUCAGAAGACCUGUCAGGAGUGUCACGCGCAGUUCGGGGAAUAUUACUGCGAUAUCUGUCACCUGUUUGACAAAGAUAAGAAGCAGUACCACUGUCAGCCUUGUGGAAUAUGCAGGAUUGGGCCCAAAGAGAAGUACUUUCAUUGUCAGAAGUGCAAUUUGUGUUUAGCCCAGGAUCUGCGAGGAAAUCACAAGUGUGUUGAGAAUGUAUCAAGGCAGAACUGCCCAGUGUGUAUGGAGGAUAUUCACACUUCCAGGAUUGGAGCUCACGUUCUUCCUUGCGGCCAUCUUUUACACAAGACCUGUUUUGAUGACAUGGUCAGAACAGGAGCGUACCGCUGCCCUCUGUGCAUGCAUUCUGCCUGGAACAUGGAGGAUCACUGGGAAAUAAUAGACAACGACAUUGCUCAGUCACCAAUGCCCACUGAAUACCAGGGUGCUACUGUCAAAGUCAUUUGUAAUGACUGCCAGUCCCACUGCACUGUGCCUUUUCAUGUGUUGGGGAUGAAGUGCGCUGAAUGUGGCUCCUACAACACAGCGCAGGAUGGAGGACUCAUCCAGCAGCAGCAUCACUCGGACUCGUACACGGAGAAUGAGCCUGAGCCACAGGAUCAACAUUAAUCCCAGAUGCCGCGUUAAAAGCCAGGAUGGAUGACUGUUGUGCUUCUGACAUUCUGGUAAUAUAAAAGCAAGGAAACCACAAACCGACGCUGUAUUCUACAUAUUAAGCAAGUAAACCCAUCCAUUCAUGUCCUCCAUCUCACCAAGCACGUGAGAUGAAGGAGGCAUCAGUGAUUGGUGUUUGUUGAAUCCUAGGAAUCUCUAAUUAAAGCCUACAGACAGUUUACAGUCACAGACCUGACCGCUUUUAGACUGGGACAAACUGGGGGUUCAUGCAGCUGACAGAAAAAAGGUACAGAAGCCUUUUUGCAGCCAGCUUCUUUAGCAGUGUGCAGCAACAUGUGUGGCAGGGGCUUAUGCUGCAUUUCUUUGUGCUCCAUACAGCCGAAGAAAAAUCCUCUCACUCCAGCACUAUCUCUGGAAUUAAAAGGCCCUUAAACACCAAUAUUUACUGUUGAAGUAAAACUUGUGAAAGUAAUAUUCAUAUGUACCAAAGCCUUUGAUGGUUCAUAUAUAGACUUGUACCUUGCCUUUGUUCCCAGUCCAGUUUGAUUGGGGAUUGUUUGAGCUGUAUGAAAAAGUUUCAAGUGUCAUAUUAUUGAGUAUUUAUUGCUUAAAAUCUAAUGGCUGUAGUUGGCGGUUGUUGCUGCUGUGAACAAUGCCCCAUAUCCAAGGGCACAUUUAAAAUUUGUAGCUACUAGCCUUUAUUAACUGUAAUGUAAGCCCCCUGUUAUCAUUACUUUAUUGGAUUCAACAUGAAUUGAAAGACACAUAUAUGUAAGUACAGUAUUUUUAUUUUUAUUUUUUACUUUUUAAGCAUUUGAGGUGUUGUCUUUUUAUGUGUUAAUUCAACUAAUAAAGCGCUUCAGUUAUGUUAUACAUAA
Molecule: messenger RNA, 1742 nt
Organism: Girardinichthys multiradiatus
Lineage: Eukaryota; Metazoa; Chordata; Actinopteri; Cyprinodontiformes; Goodeidae
Gene: rchy1
Product: ring finger and CHY zinc finger domain containing 1
Exons: 9
Coding region: 67-858 (263 amino acids)
Biological process (GO): protein ubiquitination; ubiquitin-dependent protein catabolic process
Cellular component (GO): nucleus
Molecular function (GO): zinc ion binding; ubiquitin protein ligase activity
Source: RefSeq, a predicted model, not a curated record